AUGAGCACUUCCAAAAAAUCCAUUCUGAAAUGUAAAUUAGAUACUUAUAUUAAAGACCUUAGAUCAAUUGAUUUGUUCGGGUAGAACAUCCUUCUCAAUUUAAAUGGGGAAGAUCAAUAUAAAACAGGAUGUGGAGGUAUGAUGACUCUAGUUAUAUUGGCAAUCGUUGUGUUAUUCUUUUAAUCCAACAUAAAAGAUUUUGUUGACAAAGUGAACAUUCAAAGUGAGAGUAACCAAGUCUUUGAAGAUCAGCCAGAUUCAAUAUAUUUAAACGACACCAACUUCAUGUUUGCAGUAGCUAUCGAAUAACCAAAUUUCAAUUCCAAUCCAUUUUUCAAUAUCACUCUGUCAGCCAGAUAAUACGAACGAUUGGGGAAUGGCUCACUCUCUAAGACUGAAGCCUUAAUCGAUCUUGUUCCUUGCACUAUCUAGAGAUUCCAACAGGUCUUCAGUUCAUAUGGCUAAAAUUUUACUCAACAAUACAAUGAGAUCGGUUUAGACACCUGGUUAUGUCCGCAAAUGAAUUACUAAAUUACUUUAAAUGGGAGGUAUACGAAUAAAUUUUUUAAUUUCCUGAAAAUAACUGUUACUCAAUGCAGCAACCAAUCUCAGACAAAUUCUUUCUAUUCUUGGUAACCUGCUUGUGCAUCAACUGAAGAGGUUUAACAUUGGCUAUUGCAAUAGAGACAGUAUAGAAUUAAAGUGUAUUAACUCAAACAUAACUAUAGAUACAUCACGAAUUAAAUGGUAAGUCCAUCGAAGGGCGAUGAUUAUGUUUAAUCCUUUUUGGACGACGAAUUGUUUUUCUCUUUUGUUCCCCAAAUGAUCGGUAAGGAGGCUGACGUGUUUUUUACUAAAUAUAGUAUGAAAACGGAUAAUAACUUAUUACCAACUGAAAGUGCCUUUGAUACAAAAGAGUUAUUCGCCAAAUAGUCUGGAGAUUAUAGAGAUUAAAACAAUUAUGCAAGUGAUACAUUUGCAUAAGUCUAUUUCAGAAGAUCCCCAUACACUACCUACAUAUAAAGGUCAUAUCAAAAAUUGGACAAGCUCCUCUCCAUUUUAGGAGGAUUCGCUAAUAUUGUCUUCGUUGUUUUGGGAUUCAUCGUAGCCAUAUAUAAUAAAUAAUUAUAUUUAAUCGAAUUGGCUAAUCAAAUAUACGACUUUAAUCCCAAAAAGGAAAAUUAAGAGAAAGCUGAACGAUAAAGAUUGGUCGAAGAUAUAACUUAACUGAAAUCUCAAAAUUUGGCUUUGAAUCGCUGUAGUCCCAUUUCAUCUCUCAACCUUGCAAAGCCAUAAAUAGAAAAGAAUCUUAGAUUAACCUUCCGAUAAACUUUCUCUUAGAAGUUCGACUACAUUUCUGGAAUUCAAACUCAAAAGGAUGACUCAUACAAAAUGGUAUUAAGCAGUCAUCGAUAGCCAGUUGGGGAUAAGGAAGUCGAAUGGUAGAGUGCAGAUGCCAUAGAUGUCUAAAAUAAUUACUUGCUAAAUGCAUCUGAUAUGGUUAAGGAGGAUCAGGAGGAUCAAAGAGCCUCUAAAGUUAAGAUCGACAUGUCAAAGAAAAAGUCAUUCAAACAAAUUCAAUAAAGCAUAGUCAGUAAGUUGGGUCAUCGCAAUCGGAAGGAGUUCCUGACUAAGCAAAUUUAAGCUAUGCUUGACCGUAGUAGACCUAUUGUCUUUACUUUUAAAUUCUUAUUACAAUAGUUAUUCUGUGGCAAGUUCUUUCAGGAUCACAACUCAAUUCUUUUAAAUAAGGCUAUCAAAAAGAUAAAUUAAGAUAUUGACAUCUGUGUGUUGAUUGAUAAAGUCAAGGAAAUCGAAUUGAUUAAAGAGUUACUAUUAAACAAGGAUCAGAAGAUUUUGUUUAAUUUUGCUCCCAAAGAGGUAAUCUCUAUUGAAAAUGAGCGUUCACUCCCUGGAAGAAGAGAGAAUAAACGAGCCUAUACGAAGACACUCGGAGUUCAAUUUGGAGAUGUGGCCAAAAUGAUGUUGGACAAAAAGUUUAAAAAAGGUUAGUUUGUCACUCCAGGAAUGCGAAUCUAUUAUAAACUCUAUUCAGCUUAUGAGAGAGUCGCAUUAUCAGAAGAAAGAAACAAUCCCUUUAACAAAGUUCUGAUUGAGAAACUUGGGUAAGAAGUCAAGGAAGUAUUUGACAUCUCCAAUUACAUUCAAGGAGAUUAAAAUGCUAAAGUAAUUGAAAAACUGAAAAAGAAGAAAACCAAUUAUUAUGAUGAAGAAUAACCAAUUGGAAUAAUAAGUAUGGAACAAAAAGAUUAGAAGUAAUCUAUGAUUAAAUGA
Paramecium tetraurelia is the source of this 2295-nucleotide messenger RNA. RefSeq lists its product as uncharacterized. The transcript has 6 exons. Gene Ontology annotation, cellular component: nucleus. Gene Ontology annotation, biological process: reciprocal meiotic recombination. Lineage: Eukaryota; Ciliophora; Oligohymenophorea; Peniculida; Parameciidae. Gene Ontology annotation, molecular function: double-stranded DNA binding. The record is from RefSeq and is a predicted model, not a curated record.